Messenger RNA from Telopea speciosissima, 1575 nucleotides. Its product is annotated as aspartic proteinase 39-like. The coding region runs from base 47 to 1489 and encodes 480 amino acids. The record is from RefSeq and is a predicted model, not a curated record. Gene Ontology annotation, molecular function: aspartic-type endopeptidase activity. The transcript is spliced from 10 exons. Lineage: Eukaryota; Viridiplantae; Streptophyta; Magnoliopsida; Proteales; Proteaceae. Gene Ontology annotation, biological process: proteolysis.
CUCUCUCUCAAUAUGUGAAGAAAAGAAGAAAGAAAAAGAAUAAGAAAUGGAAGUCAGUAGGUGGAUUUGUGGGCUCUUCAUUUUGAUUUUGUUUGUGGUGUCCAAUGUCUCUGCUUCUGGAGUAUUCAGGGUGUAUCACAGAUUUGCAGGUCAGAAGCACUAUCUGAGCGAUGUCAAAGCUCAUGACUGCCGCCGCCACCGUCGGUUUCUGCUCUCCAACAUUGAUCUUCCCUUGGGUGGAAAUAGCAAUCCGGCAGAUGUUGGGACUUACUAUACCACACUUGCAAUUGGGACUCCUCCAAAGGAUUAUUAUGUGCUAGUCGAUACAGGAAGCAACAUUCUUUGGGUCAAUUGCAUUGAAUGCGACAAUUGUCCAACAAAAAGCAGACUCGGUCUAGAGCUCAAGCCAUAUGAUCCAAAGGCCUCUGCGACUGGAGAAGUGGUUACUUGUGAUGAAGAUUUUUGCUACCUCGCUUCACAGAGUCCUGUUCCUAGAUGCAGCAGAAAUAUGUACUGUGCAUAUGGCGUGGAGUAUCAAGACGGCAGUGCAACCACUGGAUACUAUGUGAGAGAUGUUAUACGAUAUGGUCAUGUGUCUGGAAACCUACAAACUACACCCUCUAAUGGGACUGUUGUCUUUGGGUGUGGUGCUGUACAAUCUGGUAAUAUGGGUUCAUCUGAUGCAGUACUUGAUGGAAUACUUGGUUUUGGACAGUCAAAUACGUCCAUGAUAUCACAACUAGCUUCAGAAGGGAAAGUCAGAAGGAUGUUUGCUCACUGCUUGGGCGGUAUAAAUGGUGGUGGAAUGUUUGCUAUUGGACACGUUUUGCAGCCAAAAGUAAAAACAACUCCAUUGGUACCAGAUCAGCCACAUUACAAUGUCAAUAUGGAGGGAGUUGAGGUGGGUGGCGUCAUUCUCAAAAUUCCUAGGGAUGUAUUUGAGACUGGGCCAAAAAAAGGGACAGUAAUUGAUAGUGGUACAACCUUAGCCUAUCUUCCUGAGAUCAUCUAUGAGCCAUUAAUUAAGGAGAUUUUGGCUCAGCACUCUGAUUUAAAAAUACAAAUUGUCCAGAAGGAUUUUUUAUGCUUUCAAUAUUCUCAAAGUGUGGAUGAUGGUUUUCCUACUGUUACUUUUCAUUUUGAAAAUUCACUUUUGCUGGUGGUUUAUCCUCAUGACUAUUUAUUCCAGAUCUCGGAAACUGAUUGGUGUAUUGGUUGGCAAAGUAGUGGGAAGCAGUCCAAAGGUUCCUCGCACUUGACUAUUUUUGGAGAUUUAGUGUUAUCAAAUAAGCUUGUUCUAUAUGACCUUGAGAAUCAGGUCAUUGGGUGGACUGAAUACAAUUGUUCUUCGAGCAUUAAACUGCAAGAUGAACAUUCUGGAGCUUCAUCUAAAGUGGGUGCCAAAAAUGUGUCUUCUGCUAGGGGCCUGGAUAUGGGGAUGUGUAUAAUAUUGUUUCUGACCAUUAUGCUGCAUGUUCUAUUAUAUUGAAAUCACUGCAACUCAUGGGCUGUAUGGGUUCCAUUGAUUUUGUUGUAAAUUAUAUUUUUGUUUCAAUGAAAAUAUCAUGCUUGAUA